This is a messenger RNA of Ctenocephalides felis (cat flea), 1548 nucleotides long. Its product is annotated as probable cytochrome P450 304a1. The coding region runs from base 1 to 1548 and encodes 515 amino acids. NCBI's taxonomy places the organism in Eukaryota, Metazoa, Arthropoda, Insecta, Siphonaptera, Pulicidae. The record is from RefSeq and is a predicted model, not a curated record. The transcript is spliced from 9 exons. Gene Ontology annotation, molecular function: heme binding; monooxygenase activity; oxidoreductase activity, acting on paired donors, with incorporation or reduction of molecular oxygen.
AUGGCAAAUCCGAUAAUAGUAGCAGCAGCUGUGGUCGCUCUAGUCUAUUGGCUUUACAAACAGGCCACGGAAAGGCCGAAGAAUUUUCCACCAGGUCCUCCACGAUUGCCAAUAUGGGGAAGCUAUUGGCUAAUUUUAUUAGCAAAUUACAAAUUCCUGCACAUAGCGUUUAUGAAAAUAGCAAAAUUGUACAAAUCGAAGAUAAUUGGAUUUUAUGCCGGAGCCUUUCCGGGAGUGAUAGUUCAAGAUUAUGAGACCGUCAAAGAAGUAUUGAACAGGAGGGAAUUCGACGCCCGGAUGGACAUAAUUAUAGCCAGGAUGAGAGACCCCAGCCACAAUACAAGAGGCAUAUUUUUCACUGAUGGUCAAUUUUGGCACGAGCAGCGACGUUUUGCUUUGCGUUACAUGAGAGAUUUCGGAUUUGGGAGAAGGUGUCCAACAUUAGAAGCCAUGAUUAACGAGGAACUGAACGAUCUGAUUAAUUUAUUAAAGAAUGGACCCAUAGAAAAAGAUGAGGAUACAGUUUGCAAAAAUGGAUUAGUUUUAAUGCCGGAUAUAUUCUUUGUGGCGUUCAUGAAUUCUUUCAUGGCAGUAUUUUCGCGUGAAAGAUGGCCCAGAAGCAAACAUCAUGAAUUGAUUCGAGUAGCCAGAGGCGCAAUGAUCUUCCAAAGAGCAGGAGAUGACAUGGGCCGUGCGCUCUCUCAGACUCCUUGGUUAAGACAUUUAUUACCAAAUUUUUCAGGAUAUAAUGAAUUAAAAGAUGGUCAUGAAUUUAUAUAUGAUUUCAUGAAGCAAUGUGUGCAGAACGUGGUGGACACACAUCAGGACGGCGAUGAAAGAAACUUCGUUGAUAUAUAUUUGAAUGAAAUGCAUAAAAGGCAGCAGGAUCCAACGAUUGCAGAAAAAGACGGCAUCUCAUUUUCAAUUGAUCAGCUUAUAUUAGUAGGAGUCGAUUUUCUAUUUCCUACAACCACAGCUAUUGGUGCUCAAUUAUCAUAUUUAUUUUUCCAUCUGAUGUACAGACCAGAUGUCCAAGAAAAAAUUCAGGAGGAAAUUGAGAGGGUCGUCGGAAGGGGCAGGCUGCCAAAUUUGGAUGACAGGCCACAUAUGCCAUAUACUGAGUCUUGUUUACGUGAAGUGCUGAGAUUGGAAACUUUGGUUCCCUUAAAUUUACCACAUCGUUGUCAAACUGACACCACCUUGAACGGAUACGACAUACCUAAAAAUACAAUGGUUUUAACAAAUCUCUGGAAUAUGCACAGAGAUCCUGAACUUUGGGGAGACGGUGAAGCGUUUAGACCAGAAAGAUUUUUAGACUCCAGAGGAAUGCUGAAGAAGAAGGAUAUUACCAUGCCAUUUGGUGCAGGGAAAAGGCUAUGCGCUGGCGAAACAUUUGCCCGUCAAGGCCUAUUUCUUAUGUUUGCCUGUCUCAUUCAGAACUUUACGUUUUCACCUGCACCCGGAAAGCCCAAACCACCACCUCACGGAGAACUAUCAGGAUUCAUAUUGACACCAAAGGAUGUAUGGAUAAAAUACGAAGCAAGAUAA